UACUGAUGAUUGUUAUUGGCUUGAUUGCAAAGUUUACAUGUAUGCAUCUGAAAAAUAAGGAGGAGAAUUUCAACUCUUACCAUCCUCACUUUGGACAAAACGAGAUGCAGAUCUACUCAAGUGAGAAUCAGCCAUGACUUUGUCACCAUGAUAAAGACUUUUUGAAAGUGUACUUUUGUAAGAAGCAAUCAGAGAAAGCGCAUCACUCAUCAUGGAUACGACACGUUACACCUAUAACAGCAUUGGCCGCACACAUGGUUAUCCUAUUUCAAUGCGAUCACUAGAACCAGGAACAUACAUCAAACGUUCAGCCACUAGUCUUGCUUCCAGCCAUCGCUGUGGAACCAUUGGGGCAGGCAGCCACGCCGGCCUUGCGAGCCGAGACCGCAUCGGGACCAACCAGACCACCAUGACCAUAUCCUUCGGUCUCACAGCCGUUGGCAUUCUCUGGUCUAUCGUCUCAAUCAUAGCAACGAUGGCCUCCUCUAUCGGCCUCUUUAUGCCUUACUGGAUGCGUGGCCAUAUGUUCAAUGGAACUCUUCCCGUCCAUUUCGGUGUCUUCCGUCGGUGUAACUACCCGACAGCGCCCAACAACUACGUCUUUGACUGUGGACAUUAUACAACCUUUGGGGACAUACCCACGUUGACGUGGAAGAUUUGUACCAUAGUAAUUGGACUUGCCUGUAUUUCAUCUAUGUUUGUUGGACUAACGUCGUUGUUAGCGUGCUGUAUGAGAGACUUGGUCACGCGGAAAGUUGGAAAAGUUUGUGGAGUUAUUCAGUUCAUUGCAGCUCUCCUUAUUGCAGUUGGUUGUGUGUUAUAUCCGAAUGGUUGGAGUCACAUACAGGUUAAAGAGGCAUGCGGUGGAACAUCGGCACCGUUCAACUUAGGUGAAUGUACAUUAGAUUGGGCGUUCUAUUUGACCGCAAGCAGCUGUGGGGCACUCUUAUUGGCUUCUCUCCUGUCCAUCCGAGCUGGGGCAACCAAAAUGAACCAUUAUGGGAUCUGACAAUGACCCUUGACCUUUUGACAUUGGAGGAAUGCAAAGGUCACAUACGAAACGCAUCCGAAAAUGGAACAUGAUUUGGAUCAGGAAGGCUGCAGCUACUUCUCCAUGUCACAACGUAAAUCUUCAAAUGGCGCCUCUUAGCUGAAACUGUGAGACAAGUCUAUGACGAAAUACAACUCCCUGACGCCAUAACCAAAAAAUGAGAUGGGUGACUCCGGUAGCUGGGUGCCGAAUCACUGUUCACCAAAGAUGGAGGAAUGAAGACCAGAUGAUAUGAAUAAGAAACCAUCUUUGCAUUGUAAGCAGAAUGUAAUCAUUAAUAUCAUUACAUGAUAGUUAUAGUUUACAACUUUCCAAUGCAUCAAUGCGACUAGAUACAAUUGUUAAAUGUACUAGUAUUCAAGAAGAUUCAAAUGUGUCUUUUUUCUCUUUUUACUGUCAGUGUGACUGAGAAAGAAAUUGGCCACAGUACCAUAGCAAAGCUAUUCAUUCUCUCUGAAGAGAAAUACACUAUGCAUUCAUUUUUAGUAUUUAGUAGUAGCUGCAGUAGUAUCACAUAGGAGUUAGCUGUCAUAAUCAGUGAUCAUAAUUCAUCUAAAUCAGAAUUCCACAUUCCUUUCACUUUGUACACUCUUAAAUUUGACUCCGAAUGGCACAGCUCUAGGAGUCAUCUCUGUUCCAAUUCAAAUUAACUUGGAAGCAACGCACUUGACUAAAAACAGAGUCGACUCCCGGUUUGAUAGUGCCAUGUUUACUGAAAUUUGACUCCUCGGAAGUAACAGAAAUCAUUUGAAUUAUGCUGUCCAGACUGUCCGUUGAAAGUAAUGCUGAUUGCACUUUCGCAGUUUCAAUUUGUUGAUUGUCAGCAACCUUCAACAAAGAUAAUUAAUGUACUUUCAUGGUCUAUUUUGUAUUGGCUUUGAUCUGAGACGGAUACUUGGGUAUCUUUACAGACACCUUGAUGAGUAAUGAACUGAAUUGGGAUUGAUUCCCGUGCUGAUCUACCUGUCAAACUGAGUUACGAUUUUUUUUUCACUGCCUCAUUUCACUCAAAGAAAGAAAAUCAAACAGAAUAUCUGUAGAUUUCACUACCAAUCUAGAUUGUUAUAGCGUAGGGGACAAAGUGAUAGCACUUGC
Lytechinus variegatus (green sea urchin) is the source of this 2146-nucleotide messenger RNA. Its product is annotated as LHFPL tetraspan subfamily member 6 protein-like. The record is from RefSeq and is a predicted model, not a curated record. NCBI's taxonomy places the organism in Eukaryota, Metazoa, Echinodermata, Echinoidea, Temnopleuroida, Toxopneustidae. Gene Ontology annotation, cellular component: membrane. Bases 212 to 1009 code for a protein of 265 amino acids. The transcript has 4 exons.